AUCGUCCACUAUCACAAGGAAACGAUGACGCCAUGUGCUCUGCAAGCUUCUAGACAAAAAGUUCUUGACCGAAAAAAAGGAGAGAAUUUUGCACGGUUGUCAGCUUUGCUUACCAUCAUCACCAUCAUCAUCUUUGCCUCUGCGUUACCUUCAAUGCAGAUUUCCAGAGAGUGUGAGAGGGAGAAAUAGAGAUUUGGGACAGUGGAGAUGCAAUGGUGAGGCAACUCUACUACUACAGACGAUCUACAGUAACACAAUCCUUGUUUAAUGGCUGAACCUCCUCGUUUAGAAACACCAGAGCCCUCCGUCCAAACUCCUCUCCUUGAUCUAGAGGUAUCCCACCAACCACAAGAAGAAGAAGAAAAAGAUACCCAACUUGAUCAAGCCCUCCAACGGUUAGAAACCUUCCUCUGUUUCUUCGGCUUCCACCAAUCUUCUCUACUGGGCUUUCUUCUCUCUUGGGCUACUUUCCUUCUUCUGGGUAUUUCAGUCCCUGUACUGAUACUCCAGGUCUCCGACUGUUCCGGCUGCGAGAAUUAUCAGAUCUUCAAUUUCGAGCUCCAUGCCAUCGUCGCUCAAUCUUGUCUUGCCGCAGUUUCUCUGGCUUGUACUUCUCACAACCUCCGCAAGUAUGGGAUUCGGGAAUUCCUCUUUGUUGAUCGUUAUCACGGCCAUAUGCUCCGAUUUUGCAAGGAUUAUAUUGACAAGAUCAAGGGUUUCUUCCGGUUGCUUCUUUUGUGGAUAUUGCCGUGCUUCAUUCUAAAGACUGUACGUGAAGUCGUCCGCACCACAUAUGUACAUCAUGACUCCUGGUGGCAAACUACGUCUAUUUUGUUAGCUUUGAUUCUUUCAUGGAUAUAUUUGACUACAAUAUCUUUUUCUGCUUGUGUUUUGUUCAAUUUGGUGUGCAAUUUGCAAGUCAUCCACUUUGAUGAUUAUGCAAAGCUUCUGGAAAGGGAUCCCAAUCUUUCACUAUUCAUCAAGGAGCACAUUCGGCUGAGGUUUUAUCUCUCUAAAAUAAGUCAUGGGUUCCGGAUUUAUCUUCUACUGGUAUUCUUGGUUGUGACGGCAAGUCAGUUUGCAUUCCUCUUCCAGACCACAGGAUAUAGAGGAACCAAUACUUUCAUCAAUGGUGGCGAUCUUGUGGUCUCAUCAAUUGUUCAGGUUGUUGGCAUAUAUUUCUGCUUGCAUGGAGCUGCAAAGAUUUCCCACAGAGCUCAAGGCAUUGCAUCAGUUGCAUGUCGGUGGCAUGCUUUAAUAACCUGUUGUUCUGCUGAUGCUCCUCAAUUGAGAGUCUCAAAUAGUGCGGGAAACUUGGUGGCUUCAAAUCCAGUAGGCUCAAUUCCUUUAAAUUUCUCGGAAAGUGAUUUAGAGUCUCUGGAUUCUGUUGAAUUUACCAUAAAUACACAAUUCGCGUCUUACAUGUCCACAUACCACAAAAGACAAGCUUUUGUAAUGUAUUUGCAAUCCAACCCUGGUGGAGUCACCAUCUUUGGGUGGACAGUGGAUCGGACGCUGAUCACCACGAUUUUCUUUAUUGAGCUAUCACUGGUUCUAUUUGUACUUGGAAAGACCAUGGUUUUGUAAGAUAUGAACAGACAUUCAACCAGCGAAAAUAUUCUAUAUGAGAAUUUCAGAACGCGAGGAUGCCAGCUUGCUUUGUGGCAUCGGACUUCAGGCAUCAUCGUUCCCAAUCCCAGGGAUCAAAUUCCGCCAGCAUUUUGGUCAACAGGUACCUCUGCCCACCUUCCGGGUCGCUUUUGUACCCUAUUUUAUAGUGUUGCUUCUUGUUGUAUAGGUCUAUAUGUUACAUAAAAUUACACAAAGGAAAUGAAAUGAGAAGUAGAAAAUUCCACUGUAUAACAAUUCCAAUGCAUACUUUUUCUUCCUUAGCAAGAAGAUUUUGGUUUUUUUUUCGAAGGGAAGUAGAUAGAUGACCUGCUGAUAAAUGGUGUUUGUGUUACUGUUGCAGCCAUUUUUAUGUAAAUUUGUAGAGGUGGCUGAUAGAUUAUAUGUUGGAGGGGAAUUAUCUCAAGAGAAAUCUGGGUCUUGAGUGGUGGCCUGGGUUUUCUGUUUCAAAUGUGAAGAUUGCAAACUGAAUGAGUCUGACAUCUUCACCUGUA
Molecule: messenger RNA, 2123 nt
Organism: Macadamia integrifolia
Lineage: Eukaryota; Viridiplantae; Streptophyta; Magnoliopsida; Proteales; Proteaceae
Exons: 5
Coding region: 268-1587 (439 amino acids)
Source: RefSeq, a predicted model, not a curated record